AUGUUUAAGACGAUUGCCGAUCCCGCCAACUGUGAAGUGCGUUCUGUAAUACGGUUUUUGAACGCAAAGAAUGUUAAGCCAGUUGAAAUUCAUCAUCAACUUGUAGAGAUUUAUGGUGAAAAUGUAAUGAGUGAUGGAAUUGUGAGAAAGUGGGUUCAACAAUUCAAUGCUGGAUGCACCAAUGUUCAUGACGAAGCAUGGAGUGGCCGGCCUUCUGUUGUCAAUGAUGAUUUGGUUGCAAAAGUUAAUGAGAAAAUUCUUGAAAACAGACAGUUCACAAUAAGAUUGCUUUGUGAUGAGUUUCCACAAAUUUCAAAAACUGUUUUGCAUGAGAUUGUCACAAAUCAAUGUUCAGCAAUGGCUGUCUUCACUGGCGGCAUCUUUCUUUGA
Messenger RNA from Centruroides sculpturatus (bark scorpion), 390 nucleotides. RefSeq lists its product as uncharacterized. The transcript has a single exon. Lineage: Eukaryota; Metazoa; Arthropoda; Arachnida; Scorpiones; Buthidae. The record is from RefSeq and is a predicted model, not a curated record. The coding region runs from base 1 to 390 and encodes 129 amino acids.